Molecule: messenger RNA, 795 nt
Organism: Cylindrotheca closterium
Lineage: Eukaryota; Bacillariophyta; Bacillariophyceae; Bacillariales; Bacillariaceae
Source: the annotation of a GenBank genome assembly
AUGAAAACCCCAAUUGCGUCCCUCCUCCUCACAAUGGUGGCCUCUUUAUUAGUAGACAAUUCAACGGAAGCUCUGUCAUCAUCAACUUCUUCUUCUUCUUGCCCCGCACCAUUGGCUGGAAUUCUCUUUGAUAUUGAUGGCACGUUGAUCCAUUCGGACCCGAUCCAUCUAAUUGUCUUUCAAGAAUUACUCCUAAACGAAAAGGGAUUCAACAAUGAUCAACCGAUUGAUGAAGCCUUCUUUCGAAAACAUAUUGCUGGCCGACAGAAUGCCUUGAUCAUGGCGGAAUUUUUCCCAGAUUGGUCUUCGGAUCAACGAGUGACAUGGUCCGAAAUGAAAGAAGCGCGAUUUCGAGAAUUGGCGGCCUCGGAAAUGAUGGAACGCAAAAUGCCAGGGUUGGAUAAGCUACGAUCAUGGAUAGAAGAAAUUAAGUUGCCGAGGGCCGCCGUGACCAAUGCACCUCGAUUGAAUGCAGAGGCCAUGAUUGGAGGGAUUCAGUAUAAUGACGACUUCUUUCAAACUCUAAUCAUUGGAGAUGAAUGCGAAAAGCCAAAGCCAGAUCCCUGCCCUUACUUGACAGCUUGUAAACAUUUGAACCUGGAUUGUUCCCAAUGCAUUGUAUUUGAAGACUCUCCCUCUGGCGCUCGUGCAGGAGUUGCUGCUGGGGCCUAUGUCAUUGGCAUUUUGUCAGGCCAGGAUGAAAAGACGCUACUUGAAGCGGGAUGUUCCAUGGUCAUCAAAGAUUAUACGGAUGCGAAACUAUGGGAUUAUUUGACCUCCAGGACAGAGAUAUAG